AUGGCCACCCGUCAGAACCCCAACGAGUUUCUCAAGAGUCUCUUGGGUCGUCCAGUGGUGGUGAAACUCAAUUCUGGCGUGGAUUACCGUGGUGUCUUGGCCUCUUUGGACGGCUACAUGAACAUCGCCUUAGAGCAAACCGAGGAAUACGUAAACGGCCAACUGAAGAACAAAUACGGAGACGCAUUUCUCCGUGGGAACAACGUCCUCUACAUUUCGACUCAGAAGCGCCGUGCCUAACUUCAUCGCUGCCUCCAAAUUGUACGUUUUCGAAUUGAUGCUCUCCUCUCUGG
Messenger RNA from Tigriopus californicus, 293 nucleotides. Its product is annotated as U6 snRNA-associated Sm-like protein LSm6. The transcript has a single exon. The coding region runs from base 1 to 240 and encodes 79 amino acids. Gene Ontology annotation, cellular component: nucleolus; P-body; sno(s)RNA-containing ribonucleoprotein complex. Gene Ontology annotation, biological process: mRNA splicing, via spliceosome; maturation of SSU-rRNA. Gene Ontology annotation, molecular function: RNA binding. Lineage: Eukaryota; Metazoa; Arthropoda; Copepoda; Harpacticoida; Harpacticidae. The record is from RefSeq and is a predicted model, not a curated record.